Callorhinchus milii (elephant shark) is the source of this 3598-nucleotide messenger RNA. It is a transcript of the gene dnajc1, whose product is annotated as DnaJ (Hsp40) homolog, subfamily C, member 1. The record is from RefSeq and is a predicted model, not a curated record. Lineage: Eukaryota; Metazoa; Chordata; Chondrichthyes; Chimaeriformes; Callorhinchidae. The transcript has 12 exons. The coding region runs from base 34 to 1704 and encodes 556 amino acids. Gene Ontology annotation, cellular component: endomembrane system.
GUCGCUGCUGUUGCCGGUGCCGCCGCCGCCGCCAUGGCCGCGCGAGGCGGGCGGUUGGGACGGUUGGUCGCGGCGGCGGCGCUGCUCGUGCUGCUGACGUGCGGCCGCUGCUCGGCGAGUUGGGACCUCGAGCUGUUCGACCUGGUGGAGGAGGUGCCGCGCGACUUCUACAGCUUCCUCGACAUCAAGCAGGAUGCUUCAUCUACAGACAUUAGAAAAGCUUAUCGGAAAAUGUCUUUGAUCUUACAUCCAGACAAGAACAAAGAUGAAAACGCAGAGACUCAAUUUAGACAAUUGGUAGCUAUCUACGAAGUUCUGAAAGAUGACGAAAAAAGGCAAAGGUAUGACGAUGUUUUGGCGAAUGGCCUGCCAGAUUGGCGACAGCCUGUUUUCUACUACAGGCGAGUAAGAAAGAUGAGUAAUGCGGAGCUUUCACUGCUGCUCUUCGUGAUUCUGACCGUGGGCCAUUAUGCUGUGGUUUGGUCAAUUUACCUUGAGAAACAACUGGAUGAUCUUCUCAGCAGAAAGAAAAGAGAGAAAAAGAAAAAAGCAAACAGUAAGAUUGUGGAUGAAGGAAAAACAACCGGUUGUCUUGAGAAAAACGAGAGAUCUAUUGUAAAACCUCAGUGGCAGGACCUGUUGCCGUGUCAGAUUGGAAUCUGGUUUUAUUGCGCCCUGAAGUCAUUACCACAGCGUUAUCAGGAUGCCAUGGAUCUUUAUCAGGAAUGGAAAGAAAUGAAAGUAAAGGAAAAAGAGGAGGCAGAGGCACAAGCUCAGUUUGAAGCUGGACACAAGGAAAAGAAGCCCAAAGUAAAGAAACCAAAAUCUGAGUUUCCAGUAUAUACAGCCUCCACCUCUGGAGCCAGUAGUGUCUAUGCAACAUUGCACGAUCAAGCUUCAACUAUUGAGGACAUUGAGGAACAGAUGGCUGACUGGCUGGACAAUAGCACAAAAUUGCAAAAGAAGAAGGCACCUGAGUGGACAGAAGAGGACCUUGGCCAGCUGACAAGAAGUAUGGUUAAGUUCCCAGGGGGUACUCCAGGUCGAUGGGAAAAGAUUGCUCACGAAUUGGGUCGAUCAGUAGCAGAUGUGACAACUAAAGCUAAACAAGUAAAGGAUUCUGUUUUAAGUACUCCAGGAACAGUAAAACUAUAUGAACUCAAAACUGCUUCUCAGACUGUAAAAUAUGAGAAACAUGGAAUCGCUCCCCCUGAUGACAUUAUCAGCAAAAGAGAAGAGGAAGAAGAGAAAGAGGAGAAAGAGAUUGAAGAAGACUAUGAGGAUGAAUUUGAAAAUAGUAAUAGCCAAGAUAACUACACCGGGACACUGUCAGGGGAAACCCGACCUCGAAAACGGAAAAUAGCAAAACCAGCAGAGACAGCUUUCUUGAUCCCAGAACCUGAACAAAAGCAACGAGGAAGACGUCAGAGGGACUUUGAUAAUACAGAACUAGAUAAUGAUGAUGAUAGUGAUGAGGAGAAGAAAAGGAAAGGGAAACUUCGGUCUUCAGAGGAAACGACUGAGGUCUGGAACCAGAAUCAACAAAAACUGCUCGAGCUAGCCUUACAACAACAUCCAAAGGGAACUGCUGAACGCUGGGACAAAAUAGCAAAAUGUGUACCAGGAAAGACAAAGGAAGAGUGCAUGACCAGAUACAAACUAUUGGCUGAACUAGUUAUGAAGAGGAAACAAGCCAAAAGCUGACUGCAAACAACUUAUGAGCACUGGCCUCCUUCCAGAAGCAGUAAUACACCAUGGACAGUGUAUUGUGUAAACGUGGAGCCAAGUUGCUUAUAAUUUACCUCGUCUUUUUUUGUGCCUUAGUGAAUAAAACAUGUGCCACCAUCCCCCACAAGAUAAUGGGGCUGCAUUAAUUUUUAAGAACCUUGUUUGUUUAUUGAAUGCAUUGCACAUUUAAAUAUAUAAGAAACUCAUUCUCUGCACAUUGUACCAAGCUUUAUGUAUUCGUUGUAUUUUUUGCAUUCAGUGGUUUUUUUGUGCAGAAUCUCAAUACAAUUUAUUUCCUGCAUUCAACUAAUUAUUUCUUCUAUACAUCCUAGUGCAGAACAGAUUGUCUUAUAGCAAUUCCAAGAUCAGCAAAUUAAGGUAAUCAGAGUAAUAUUUUUCAAAAAUUUCACUGCUUCAUUGUUCCAAGCUCUGGUCUAUACAGUUCUAUUGCCCAAGUACCCAUUUUUUUCCGUGAACCUAGACAGUUAAUAUAGCACUACAAGUGACAUCUCAGUCAAGUCCAAUGCUGUCAUCACCUGGCAUAUACUUGCACAUAAUUUAUGCAAUAGUCUUAUUCAAAAUCAAAAGUGAAAAUUCCAGCUGAAUUUCCUUCUGACCUUACAGUUGGUUCUGAUGGUUGCCUUGUUUGGCUCAGUAUAAACCAUGUGAUGGAUCUACCCAAUGAACAUUUGGGGAAAACAACUCAAAUUGAUGCUUUAAAGCAUUCAACACUAAACUCAACAGCAACAAGAUCACAUUUGUAUAGCGCCUUUCACGUUGGGAGGACGUCCCAAGGCGCUGAAAAUCAGAUCAAUAACUACUCACAGAUCCUCAGUUUGUAGAAUUGAAGCGAUCUUGUCAAAGAACACGCCAAUAGGGAUCCUUAUUUCUUAUUUUCUGCAAUAUCUGCAUCAGUAACGAGUUCAUGGCUGUUAGCAUUUGCUGAUAGGGAGGGAGUACAAUAUAGCUUUGUUCCCCCAAACUGAUUCGAUAACCCAUCCUUCAUAUUGAGCCUGAGACUCAGUGGAUAGUGUAGUGAUACCCAUACAAGUGAUCUAUCUGUUUUGGUAGCGCGAAUCAGGAUCACAUAUGCACACAAGUUUAAACUCCUUUGGUCGUGGUUCAAAGCAGGAACAGAAAGGCAAAGCCACAGAAUUUUAAAACUAUUAACUUCUGUGUAACUUGGAGAAAGAACUCAUCAUGGGGCCCUGGUACCUCUACCUGCCACAUUCAAGCUGUAUGUUGAAAUGUUCAGUUACAAGAAAUUCCCAUCCAGAGAUCAUUUUGUCAGCUGGCGCAGAAAUAUCUUCUGUGGGUGACUGGCCCUCAGUUAUCUCCCCUUCUUAAGAGAAACUCGAAGAGCUUGGUGGAGAAACUAUUAAUGGCACUUUUUGUUAUACCUCAAAAGCUGUUGGAAAGAUUGAAGACUUUGAUACCUGAAGAUCAAGCUGAUGCGCACAUGGUCCUGGUGAAGAGUGUCAGAAUUUUGAUUCAUACAAAAGCCUUUUAGUGACAUUUGUAUGAAAUCUACAUUUGAAAUAUGAAGCAUUCUAAUUUCAAGUAUGGCUUGUGAGUGUGUAACAAAUUGUAACGACUGAAUACCACAGAAGUAUUUUCAGCCAGUAAGCUCCUUUUGUAUAACAUUCUUUUUUCCAAAUGCUACCAUCAAGUCCGCAUAUGUUUGGCUUUAUCAUUUCAUCUCCUGCACAAAAUACUUGAGAUUGUAGUCGAUUGUUCCGAGGGGUUGGGGUUUUCCAGUAGCUGAACCCAAUGCACAAUGGAAUUGUACUGGUUAAAAACAAAUGGGGUAGAAUAUUCAAGCCUCCAGUGCCAGUGUAAAUAAUCUUAAUUAAAUGUCGCUGGUGCAAAA